AUGAUGACGCGGAAUAAGUACCACACUACCAAUAGACAACAAAGUAUGAUUGAUUUAUUAAGAUUUUUAUUGCAAAGUAAGGAUCUGAUGGCAUUAUUACACAAAUUGAUAGAAGAACGUGUGUCCAGAGUAUCUGAAGAGUUUACGUUUCAUAUUCUACCACAAACUUAUAUUUGUGUAUGGAAAUUCCUGAUUGCAGGCAUAUUUUAUUUGUUCCUUGUUUCUUUACCGAACAAUAUCAACAUAUUUACCCUUCCCGAAUCUGCAAGCUCUGAAAGGUUAUUCCCCACCAAUAACCAUGAGAUCAUUAACUUGGAAUGGAAUAUUUUCAUCUCGGACGUUAAGAUGCCUCAGCAACCAGAAACUCCUGAAAAUCAUAUCGUAUGGUGUCAUGCGAUGGCGAGGAACAGAUCCAAUAUGAACACCACUACUCUCUAUUUGCCAUCAAUGAGCUGA
Molecule: messenger RNA, 456 nt
Organism: Vavraia culicis subsp. floridensis
Lineage: Eukaryota; Fungi; Microsporidia; Pleistophoridae
Exons: 1
Coding region: 1-456 (151 amino acids)
Source: RefSeq, a predicted model, not a curated record